Miscanthus lutarioriparius is the source of this 1656-nucleotide messenger RNA. The record is from the annotation of a GenBank genome assembly. Lineage: Eukaryota; Viridiplantae; Streptophyta; Magnoliopsida; Poales; Poaceae.
AUGGCCUUCAACCUGGCUCAGUGCGCCACCGCCGCGGCAUCCGUCGCGCCCCGCACCCCUCGCCCUAGGUCCGCGGCCGCGGCGUCCGUGUCCGUCUCCUUCUCCGCAAGGAAGGCGGCGGCGGCGGCGGCCGGCAGCGUUCGGCUGCAGCGGCAGGCGUGCUGCGAGCCAUCGGUGGCGCCGGCGCGUUCGGUGUUGUGCCGGGCCGCGGUGUCGGGGAAGACCGCGGCCGACCGGGCCGCCUCCAGGAGGAGGUCCGGCGGCGUGCCGGUGUUCGUGAUGAUGCCGCUGGACACCGUCAAGAAGUGCGGCACCGCGCUGAACCGGCGCAAGGCGGUGCAGGCGAGCCUGUCCGCGCUCAAGAGCGCGGGCGUGGAGGGCGUCAUGGUGGACGUGUGGUGGGGCAUCGCCGAGAGCGACGGGCCGGGGAGGUACAACUUCGCGGGCUACAUGGAACUCGUGGAGAUGGCGCGCAAGGCCGGGCUCAAGGUCCAGGCCGUCAUGUCCUUCCACCAGUGCGGCGGCAACGUCGGCGACUCCGUCAACAUCCCGUUGCCGCGGUGGGCCGUGGAGGAGAUGGAGAGGGACCAGGACCUCUGCUACACCGACCAGUGGGGGCGACGCAACUACGAGUACGUCUCGCUCGGCUGCGACGCCAUGCCCGUGCUCAAGGGCCGCACGCCCGUCGAGUGCUACACCGACUUCAUGCGCGCCUUCCGCGACCACUUCGCCGACUACCUCGGCAACACCGUCGUGGAAAUCCAAGUCGGCAUGGGCCCCGCCGGCGAGCUGCGCUACCCGUCGUACCCGGAGAGCAACGGCACCUGGAAGUUCCCCGGCAUCGGCGCCUUCCAAUGCAACGACAGGUACAUGCGUAGCAGCCUGAAGGCGGCAGCGGAGGCGGCCGGCAAGCCUCAGUGGGGCCACGGUGGCCCGACCGACGCUGGCGGCUACAACAACUGGCCCGAGGAUACCAUCUUCUUCCGCGGCGACAACGGUGGGUGGAGCACCGAGUACGGCGACUUCUUCCUGUCGUGGUACUCGCAGAUGCUCCUGGAGCACGGCGACCGCAUCCUGUCGGGCGCCACGUCCGUGUUCGCCGCGGCGCCCGUGGAGGUGUCCGUCAAGGUGGCCGGCAUCCACUGGCACUACGGCACCCGGUCCCACGCCCCCGAGCUGACCGCGGGGUACUACAACACGCGGCACCACGACGGGUACCGCCCCAUCGCGCGCCUGCUGGCCCGCCACGGCGCCGUGCUCAACUUCACCUGCGUGGAGAUGCGGGACCACGAGCAGCCGCAGGAGGCGCAGUGCAUGCCGGAGCACCUGGUCCGGCAGGUGGGCGCCGCGGCGCGCGCCGCCGGGGUGGGCCUCGCGGGCGAGAACGCGCUGCCGCGGUACGACGGCACGGCGCACGACCAGGUGGUGGCCACCGCCGCCGAGCGCUGCGCCGCCGAGGACCGGAUGGUGGCGUUCACGUACCUGCGCAUGGGGCCCGACCUCUUCCACCCGGACAACUGGCAGCGGUUCGCCGCCUUCGUGCGCCGCAUGAACGGCGCCGGGUCGUGCCGGGAGGCCGCGGAGCGGGAGGCGCACGGCGUCGCGCAGGCCACCGGGUCGCUGGUGCACGAGGCCGCCGUCGAGCUGCGGAGCUGA